Molecule: messenger RNA, 3258 nt
Organism: Cuscuta epithymum
Lineage: Eukaryota; Viridiplantae; Streptophyta; Magnoliopsida; Solanales; Convolvulaceae
Source: the annotation of a GenBank genome assembly
GUUUAUCCCACAACCGAGCUGGAGUGAACUGCUGUCUGUAAACUCGAGCAGUGAGAGUGCUGAAGCUGUUUGUCUGAUAUCUCGAGUUAUACCAAUCCAAUUAAGGCGUGUAAGAUACCAAAAGAAAGAUCUCAAGACGAGGAAUCCGUGAAGGUCUGGUUUGCAUCAAUCGGAGUAGUGUAAGGCUUCCAAAUCGUCCGAGAAAAACGCAACCUCGCAGAAACGGAUCUACACUUCUAAAGAAACGAGUUAACCGGAAAACACCCAUUCUAGGGGCUGUUUUCGUAUCAACGUUUGGGGGUUGAGCUAGCACUUUGAGGAGGCUGUUUAACACUCAUAUUUAAGCAAGGAAUCAGUUCUUAAUCCACCUUGGCCAAAGCUUUGACCAUUGGAUCAAGAAGGAAAAGUUUAAAGCUCAAUUAAGGUUGAGGCUAGGGCUUGCUUCCUGUGCUCGUUGUUCGAGAGAUCAUCUAGCAGGGAAGACUUGAAAUGGACGGUGGUGGCAAGGUUACGAGAAGGAACCCGACGGGCCCUGCACCGGUGGCGACCGGGCAGGGAAGCCGUGGGGCCUCUAGAGUGUCUAGAGGGGCGAGCCGUGGAGGCCGAUCGCACACCGUGAGCGACGGUCAUGUUGACACCGAGGAUGAAACCUACUGGUCCUAUGAGGACUCGACUUACCAACCAGAAACCGAGCCGGUUGAGACCCCUUAUGAAGGGGAUGACGAUGAUGUAAGUGAUGAAGAAGGGGAGAAUGACUCCCUAGCAAGAAUUGAGGCGCUGCUCCAGCAAUAUCAGCGGGAGCGCGAGGAAAGGAGGUAACGCCGAAGGCGCCGAGGAGGGCGAACUUCGGGUGGGGCUUCAAGAGGAAGAAGCUAUGGCGACUCUAGGGCCCACAUUGAACCACAUGGGGGCCGGGGUGACGGAGGUCCAAUCGUAAGGAUCUCGAAAUUUCUCAAAGAGGCGAGAGACUUGGGGUGCAAACCCUUCAACGGAGCAGGUGACAUCUCGGUCGCCGCAGAAUGGAUCAAGAGGUUGAACGAAGCAGCCCUUGAUAUGCAACUCACCCCCGAAGUUAAACUAAGGGUGGCGGUGAGAUUGCUUGAAGGAUGGCAUCCACAUGGUGGGACGGAGCCAAGGGAAAGUAUGGCAAUACCGUGACUUGGGAGAAUUUCCGACAGAAGUUCUUUGCCCAAUACUAUUCUGAUUUUGAGGUGCAGGCUAAGAGGAGAGAGUAUACCCUCCUGACCCAAGGUGGCAAAAUGACGGUGAGGCAACUUGAACAUUAAUUCAGGGAGCUCGCAGAGUUCAUACCGGAGUAUGUCUGUGACGAGAACCGGAUGGUAAAUCACUUCUGGGAUGCCUUAGACUUGGAGGUGCGUGAGAGGGCAACACAGUUGCCUAACAUGACCUUUAGCCAAGUGGUUGAGCAGGGAUUGAAAGGAGAGAAUGAAUGGGAAGAAAGAAAGUUGAAAAACGCCGAAGAGGCGAAGAAGAGGAAGUGGGAGAACCAUGGACCUUAGGGUCCUAACAAAAAGGGUAACCAUGGAGGAGGAGGAUCUUUUCGGACACCCCCACUGCCACCUAGGGGAAGUCAAGGCCCGGGCGGGCAAUCGCAAGCCUCGGGGGUGACUCGUUGCAAGAAUUGCAAGAGGAACCACCUGAGGAAAUGUCGUGACCCUCCUAGAUGCUACCAAUGCGGGAGCACCGGGCACAUGAAGAUGAGUUGCCCACAACUGAGCGGGGCAAGGACAUCGGGACCAAGCAGUGGUCCGACGGGUACACGGAAUCAAACUGGGGCUUCUCAAGCAAGCCGGGGACAUGGGGGAGCAAGCGCGAGCAACGCGCCAUCCGUGAAUCAAGGAAGGACUCAAGCUAGAGUCUAUGCGAUGACGGAGGCGGAUGCUCGAGCGAACCCGGAUUCCGUUGCAGGUAUUCAUCUCAUUAAAGUGUGGUAUUUUAGCCUUAUUUAAGGUGUAUAUGAUUUAGGAGUUAAGGCCCGGCCACCGUAGGGACAAAACCGGGCAUUCCGACUCACAAAAACGAAGUAUUGUCAAAUUACUCGCCCCAACCGGCGCCGGUCCAAGGCUAACCGGCGCCGGACAUGCCUAUGAGGCAGCCUGUGUGCGACCGGCCCUCCCCAACCGGCGCACAACCGGGGCAUUUUUUUCAGCCAACCAGCGCCGACCACAGGCCAACCGGCGCAGGAUCGCCCCUGGGAUGAGCCUGUGUUGAACCGGCCCUCCAUAACUGGCGCUGCUGGCCUCGAAACCCACCCAACCGGUGCCGGACCUUCCCUGGAGUGAGCCUGUUUGGAACCGGCCCAUUAUGACCGGUGCAGCUGGGACGUUUAACCCGGGCAACCGGCGCCGGUCAGGCCUAAACCGGCGCCGGUCCGAAGUCUUUUUUGGCCGAAAACUUUUCGUAACAAAGCGGGACCCACCCCGUUUGAACGGUAAAUGCACCCUAACCCUAAAUAAAGUUUAGACACGUUAAGAGUGGUGUCUUACAUGGCUUAUACAUGUAGGAACAUUAAAAAUUAAUGGGAAGGACGCACGAAUCCUUAUCGAUACCAGAGCGAAACGUUCAUUCGUGAGUGAGGCGUUCGCUGAGGGCUUAGAGAUACAAUCAAUACCAAUGACGCAAACUUUAGUAGUAUCAACACCACUAGGGGAAGACGUUGAAAGAACCAAUUACUAUCCAUCUUGUAUGGUGGAAAUCGGUGGCCAAACCUUGACGUGUGAUUUCGUACUGCUGAGUAUGAUGGAGUUCGAUGCAAUCCUAGGGAUGGAUUGGCUAGAAAAGCAUCAUGCUAGGGUAGAUUGCUACACAAAGGUCUUGGAACUCGAAGGCAAUGAUGGGGACACCCUACGCUUCGAGGGGGACCGAGGCAAAUCAAACAGGUGUAUCAUAUCCGCUGUGAGAGCGAGAAGUAUGAUGAGAAAGGGAUGUCACGCAUAUCUAGCAUACGUGGUUGACAAAACCAAGGAGGAAACGAACAUCGACGACGUGAGGGUGGUUUGUAAGUAUCCGGAUGUCUUCCCUAAAAACCUACCUGGGCUUCCACAUGAUAGGGAGAUUGAAUUUGUGAUCGAGGUCGAGCCUGGUACCAAACCAAUCUCCAUACCGCCAUACCGUAUGGCACCCGCUGAACUUAACGAGUUGAAAACCCAAUUGCAAGAGCUUUUGGAUAAUGGUUUCAUUAGACCAAGCCACUCCCCGUGGGGAGCACCAGCUCUUUUUGUGAAAAAGAAAGAUGGG